Molecule: messenger RNA, 4165 nt
Organism: Podarcis lilfordi (Lilford's wall lizard)
Lineage: Eukaryota; Metazoa; Chordata; Lepidosauria; Squamata; Lacertidae
Source: the annotation of a GenBank genome assembly
GGUAGACAAUGGCUACAGAAGCCCCAUUUCAGAGCGUCUUUUCUCGACUGCCCAGCUGGAAAGCAACAUCUACCACAGCCUCCCAGGUAGGAAACAAUCUUGCUGUUCAAUGGCGAUGUCUUACCUGAGGGCACAGAAAGAUGGGUUGACGCUGAGGAGGUUCUGCCUUGAACUCUCAUGAGAGUCAAGCGGAAUCAGAAGCCAUGGGCAGAUAAUUUUGGAAACGGUGAGCGGGGAACGAGAACGCCUGUCUUUCACAGGUUGAGUAGCAUUGGUGGAAUCAAGAAAAAAAACACUCUUGGUACUUCUGUGCAAACAAACCACCUCGGUUUCGCUUUGGGACAGCAAAAGCCACAGGUUGCUGGGAAUCACAGGUGUGGGGAAACCUCUGCUUGUAGACUACCUGUUGGGGCACCUGGUUGGCCACUGGGAGAAGAACAGGGUGCUGUGCUCAGAGGGCCAAAUGCCCUAGUCCAGCUGCAGAACUCCUUGGGUGUCCUCACCCUUGCCCUCCUUGCUCUUGCAGCUGGUCUCACGUGUCAAUGGCUCUGUGGACGAUCGCGGGAUAUGCCAAUGCUCCGUGUUCCUGCCAGAAGACGCUUUCCCUGCCCAGCAGGUGGAGGCCCUCGAAAAGCUGGCGGGGUCGCUCUCGGAGAGGUUCAACAAGGAGCUUUCCAAGGUAAAGGAGGACUUGAUUUUAGGAAUGCAGGCCUUGGGCCUUCUUAACCACUAAAUGCCAAGAAAUUGGUAUUCCAUUCCCAAUGAAAUGUAGGAGGAUGCAUUGCCGUGUAUAUGAUCAACACAUUGUAUCUUGAGCCCUGCAUUGCAGGGGGUUGGGCUAGAUGACCCUUGGGGUUCCUUCCAACUCUACAAUUAUAUGAUUCUAUGAUUAGCUAAUAAAGCAAAACCUGCCGCUGGGCAUGACUUGCAGUUCUUUUCUCAUAUUCAUAUUUCCUGAGUUAAUGUAUCAUUUGUUCAUUCCUUGCCCAUUCCUGCCCCCAGAUCUGCCCCAAACAAGACCAUAUUCUAGGGAUGAAAUAAGUUAUGCAAGUCAGCUAAAGGCAAAGGGACCCCUGACCAUUAGGUCCAGUCGUGACUGACUCUGGGGUUGCGGCGCUCAUCUCACUUUACUGGCCGAGGGAGCCGGCGUACAGCUUCCGGGUCAUGUGGCCAGCAUGACUAAGCCGCUUCUGGCGAACCAGAGCAGCGCACGGAAACGCCAUUUACCUUCCCACCGGAGCGGUACCUAUUGAUCUACUUGCACUGCGUGCUUUCGAACUGCUAGGUUGGCAGGAGCUGGGACUGAACAAUGGGAGCUCACCCCAUCAUGGGAAUUCAAACCGCCGACCUUCUGAUCGGCAAGUCCUAGGCUCUGUGGUUUAACCCACAGCGCCACCUGCGUCCCUAAUUAUGCAAGUCAAGUAGUUGGUUAUUAAGAUUAAGACAGCUUUGCUGGAGCAGUUGUCACUCAAAACAAGACUGAAUAGGCCAACUCUACGAUCCCACCAGGACCCCUCUUUCUUUUGGAGAAACAUCUGCCUCUUUCUGGAAGCAGGCCUCUCUUCUCCUCUCCUUCCAAAUUUCCUCCAUCCUCACCUUGACCACUUACUUUCAUGACUUUUUACCUUAUCUAGUUUGCCAGUCGUGCUUAGCCUUGAACACCAGAGCAAAAGCAGCUCCCCUCAUGUGAAAUCUUGAGAAAAGAAGGAGAGAGCUGCUCCAGUUUAAGAGUGGGAGGAGAACAUGAAUGGGCCAGUUCAGUAAAGGGGCGCUCAUCAGUUCCUUCCCUUCUCUCCCUGCCUGGCUUCUCCUCCUCCCUCUUCCUGUAGGUGACCGAGUAUAUGAAGAUUGUGGAUGUCUAUGGCCAUAAGCUCUUCAACCUCACGCAACGGGUGGAGGAGAUGCACAAGAGCCAAACCUCCUACACGGAGCUGGAUUUCGAGGUCCUGAAGCUGGAGAUCCAGGAGAUGGAGAGUCUAGUGGUUCAGUUGAAGGCCUCCAUGGGAGAGAGCAAUGUGGUGGUCCAACAGCUCUAUGUGGAGGUGAGGCUGGAUCAGACAGACAGACAGACAGAUGGAUAGGUUUUAUCUUUUGGGAAAUAUAAAAGACCCAAAUAGAGCAUAGAAAUGUUUUAAAUAAAAUAGGCACAUAUUAGAAAGGCAGAAGGACAUCAGUGUGCCUGAAUUAAUUCAGGUUGUCCCUGAGUUGACAAAGGGGGUUGCCAGUGGGGAAUGGCCAGGAGACGGAGACAGGAGUUGCAGCCCAACAAUAUCAGGAGGGCAGCAUGUUGGUCACCAGAUCUGUAUCCUUCCUUUUCUCUUCAGAUUAAGAACAUGAGCCUGAUGGUGGCUCAUCUGGAGAAUCUGGACAAGAACAAUGUCCUGGCCAUCCGACGGGAGAUCCUGGCCCUGAAGCAACGGCUGAAGGAAUGUGAAGAGCCAGGCUCUGGUCAACUGGUUCCACCAGGUCAGCAGGGCUUCUAAGACAGUCCGUGGGAGACAGUGGAGGCCCUCAGCACUGCUUGGGACUUUGGGGUGGGGGAAGCCUGGGGAUUGGAGCACAUUCAUUGGUCUCGUAUGGCUGGUUUCUAGCUGCUUCCACAGUUCUUGGGUCAUUGCAUACCUAACUAAAUCCUCCCCACGCCCCACCAUAAACCAUGGGUGAAGAUCCUCUUCACAAUUUCCUGGAAUUUGCAAAGUGACAAAGUGUGCGUUGAACGAGCAGCUAAUGGGAAGACAUGCAAACCAGGGCAAAUGAUCCUGCACCAUAAAUAGGUUGUUUGAAGUUCCACAUGGCAGAAGCAUAAUGUAUGUGUCUGCAAGGAUCUGGGCCUGUCAUAGGGCAUGAUGGGCUUCCUUCAUGGAGUGGAAAGAAGAGAGUCAGCAUGAAGUGGGGGAAAGGUGAAGGAAGUACGGGAUGUUUGAGGUUUUUGACCAGUAAUGCUGCCUUUCCUGUAAAGCGAGUUUCUUUUGGUUCCUUAUUAAAUGAGUUGCAAUGACUUUGUCAUUCCUAUAAAAGCUGUUAACCUCUGAAUGGCAGUAGAAACACCCUUUCCAUCAGCUCAGAAGAUUGCCUAGCUGGUGGGGUUUUCUCCAGCUCAAUUGCAUUGACUUAAUCAGAAGAGUCUUGAAAACAGACUUCUUAAACCCAAGCAGACUUUUACCCUAAACCACAAUGUGAAGGCUUAAUGUUUCUCUCACCAUGUUCAUGUCUCCCAGUAGUUUCAAAUCAUCUUCUCUUUCUCUGUUUGGUUCUAGGCUUCUGCAACCACAGUGGCCUUGUGAACAUCAGCAAGCCACACCUCCACAGCUGGAACUGGAGAGGGUCUGGCUACCGGUAUGGUGUCUGGGGCAAAGGCUACUCUCCAGGCAGCCCUACAAGUGAAGCCUAUUGGGUGGCCCCAAUGUAUGAUGAAAGGAACAUGCAGACAAUUGAUCUUUACUCAUCCUAUGAAAACCUAUUAUUUUAUGCACCAUCUAAGAGACUUAGUCUAUCUGGGCAAGGAAGUGGAGCAACAGUAUACAAGAAUUUCCUGUACUUUAAUUACUACAACACCAAUCAGAUGUAUAAAUUAGAAUUGACCUCUAACACUGUGGUUUUGAAAAGCACGAUCACAGGGGCUGCCUACAACAACCGCUUUUCCUAUGCAGGGAAGGCUUGGCAAGAUAUAGACUUGGUUGUGGAUGAAAGUGGGUUGUGGGCCAUUUAUUCCACAGAGGCAAACACAGGGAACAUCGUGAUUAGCAAAAUAAACGAGGACACCCUCCAGAUGCAGAAGACCUGGUUCACACGGCAGUACAAGCCAUCUGUGACAAGUGCCUUCAUCAUCUGCGGAGUCCUGUACGUCACUCGGUCUCUGAACACACAUCAAGAGGAAAUCUUCUAUACAUUUGACACAAAGACGGGGAAGGAGGGCCGGAUUAGCAUAGUGCUGGAGAAGCCUUUUGGUACAGUGCGGGGGGUUGACUACCACCCAACAGACCGCAAACUGUAUCUGUACAAUGAUGGCUUCUUGGUUUCUUACAACCUGGUGUUCCAGCUAGCCUCUCCAUGAAAGAAACACCACAGUUCUAUGAUUCUUAACUUCCUUUUCUUUGCAAUCUUCUCUGCUGACCAAUCAUGUCCAUGAUUACAAUUAAAAAACAAUCUAACAAGUGAAAUGUGG